AUGGGUACAGUGUUUAGUCUGUUCAAGAGGUCUGCUUCAGCCGCUAUGGGUGCCCCAAAAUACGUAUAUAAGAUCGUACCUCACUCUUCUGUGGACCCUCGGUUCACAUUUCCCGUCCCAAUCCCCACUUCCCACCAAUUCAUCCUCCCCCUCGACCUGCAAGACCGAUUCAUCCACCUCUCUUCCGCUGCUCAAAUCCCAAAGACUCUCGGGCUAUUCUUCAAGGAGGCAGAGUCGGUGGUGCUGCUGAGGGUGGAGACGGAGAGGAUCGGGGCGUGGAAGAAGCUUGAGUGGGUCAUGGAGGAUCAGGAGAAGAGGACAGGAGACAUGCCUUACCUCUGUGCGCAUGCUUGGCCGGUACCUCUGGAAGGGGAAUACGUGGAGAGCUUCAAGGAGGUGCAUCGGAAGGGCGGGGAUUGGGAUGCUGCGCUGGCACAAGGAGAGUUGAAGAGUUGGCUGGUGUAG
Molecule: messenger RNA, 465 nt
Organism: Cryptococcus wingfieldii CBS 7118
Lineage: Eukaryota; Fungi; Basidiomycota; Tremellomycetes; Tremellales; Cryptococcaceae
Exons: 3
Coding region: 1-465 (154 amino acids)
Source: RefSeq, a predicted model, not a curated record